Aethina tumida (small hive beetle) is the source of this 2754-nucleotide messenger RNA. RefSeq names its product zinc finger CCCH domain-containing protein 10-like. Gene Ontology annotation, molecular function: metal ion binding. The transcript has 6 exons. The record is from RefSeq and is a predicted model, not a curated record. NCBI's taxonomy places the organism in Eukaryota, Metazoa, Arthropoda, Insecta, Coleoptera, Nitidulidae. Bases 517 to 2211 code for a protein of 564 amino acids.
ACGUUAAGCUUGUGUUUGUGGAAAAUUUUGACGUUUGAGUGCCAUUGUGUGUGAUCUGCGAAAACUCUCGAUCAACGGGGAAACUAUUAAUAAUCCAGGUCCAGUGAGUCACGCCGAUUAAAUAUACAAACCGCCCGUCAUGAUUCAAGCCUCCGAAAGAUGACAACUUAAAUGGACCAGAAGGCUCAUAAAAAGACCGACAACAAAGAGAACCUGCCACGUUCCGAAUUGAAGGCGCUGCACGAGCGGCUGGUCAAAGAGAACGCCGACCUCGACGUCAAGAUCGAUGAGUACAAGUCGCGGGGCGUCAGCACUGAUCUCAGGCCUCAGAUGAACGCUUUACACGAGUACAACGAGAUGAAAGACUUGGCGCAGGUCGUGUUGGGGUUCCUGGCCGAUGCCGAGAAUGUGUCCAUCACCGAGUUGCACCGCAGAUACAAUUUACCUACGGAUUAAUUGUUUUUUAUAUAGGAUUAAUUCAUUUAGUUAGUUUAAUUUCCCAUUGUUGUGUGGAGGAUGUCAGACACGUCCGAGGACACGAUCCAAGGCGAUAGACAGUCCGAAAAGGAUGAAAGCGUGUGCCGCGACUUCAUACGCGGUAUAUGCGAUAGAAAGUUCUGCAAGUUCAAGCACGAGCACGAAUCUAAAAUGUUGAACUUUUGCCACGACUUCCAGAACAGCGUCUGUCCUCGACCUCACUGCAAGUUUAUACAUUGUUCCCCAGAAGAGGUGGAGGACUACAAAAGGACGGGCGAGAUGUCCAAUCAAAUUUUGGCGGAGGCGACGAGGAAGAACCAGCUUCCUGGCACUCCACCGAUUUGCAAUCAAUUCAAGAAAGGGUUGUGUCGAAGGAACUUCUGCAAGUUCAGGCACUUGACGAAGGAACAGGAGGAGGCUGAAAUCAUGGAGCUGAUCCAAUCUAACGUACAAAGACGCUCUCAGAUGGUCUGCAACAAUAAUGUUAACGAGCCCCAGCUGGCCAUCGUCAACAACACUAAUGGUUUAAAUAGAAGAAAUGGUGUUAAUUUCGAGGAGUACCAGGACGUGGGGUUGCCCAUGGCCAAAAGAAGGUUCCUGUCACCUCAAGACGACCUCGAAAUCAAUCCUAUGGACCAAAACAGCGUCCGUUCCCUCGGUUUUAAGGGCUACUUUACCGGUAAUCCUCCGCCACCGAUGAUCAGCCGGGCUGACGCCCGGACUAUCAUGCUCGAAGAAGAGAACAGUCUGUUGCAUAAAGAAAUUGCACAGCUCAAACGUCAGGUGUCGGAUCUGACUGCCACCAACGAGUUCCUGCUCGACCAGAAUGCCGCACUGCGGGUUUCGGGAAAGCGCAACGGCAGCGUUAAUGUGCCCGCGGCGGUCACCAUCACCAACUCGAAUGCAGCCCCGCAGCAGCAACAAGUGAUUAGGACGGUGACGGCAAGUGUGGGCUCUGUUCCCGUUUCUUUGGCCACAGUGUCGACUUGUAAUCCGGUCUCCGGCAACACUGUGUCCAUUGCCGCUUGUCCCGCCGUCAGUAUUGCUUCGCCUGCUCAACUGCUGGCUUCUAGUCAACAAAUUCUCGUUACCACGAAUCCUCCGUCGCAACUGGCAAUAGCCAACAGUUCCCAGGCCCAGCAACUGGCUAUCGCCCAGCAGAACCUCGCCAACAACCUGGCCCAACAAGCUCAACCGCAAUUGACCUCACAGGCGCAGCAGCUGGCCCUGGCCACGACGACCCAACAGCUGACCUCGCAGGCGCAACACAUCGCCAAUCAGCAACUGGCGCUGGCCACCACGCCGCAGACGCAGCAAAUCGCCCUGGGCAACAACCCGCAGCAGCUCAAUCCGCAGCUGACGUCGCAGGCGCAGCAGCUGGCGCUGGCCAACUCCACGCAGCAACUCACGUCUCAGGCGCAGCAACUGGCUUCGUUGGCGAACACGCAGCAGUUGACGUCGCAGGCGCAGCAGCUGGCGAUGGGCAACACGCCGCAAGCGUUGGCGGUGGCGAACGUGUCGCAGCAACUUGCCCUGGCUGGUACCAAUCAGCAGUUGUUGGCCCAGCAAAAUCUGGCUGCGGCGGCCGCCUCUAAUCAGCAGAUUGAGUUGCACCGGACCAGUCAGAUGAAUGCCAUUAAUACCUCACAGACUAUAGCGAUGUCUAACGCGUCGCAGUCCAUGGUGUCGUAUCCGAUAAUGACUCAGAGUAUCAAUCAUGCUCUCACACACUGAACUUUAUUGUGGUACUCGGUUUCUAUAUUGUGCGGUGUUUUGGAGUUGAAGAACUUGUUAAUUAUGGUCAUGCUUUCUAUUUUCGAUUGACUAUACAAAAGUUUAGAGUAAUCAAAGACAAAACAGUACCUGCUUUAUACGAUUUAGUAUAUUAAUCUUGAAUUAUAAAAUAAAAUUGUGAUUUUUUUAAUUUAAUCAUUAAUUUUUUCCCUGAGACAAUCACAUUCUGUUUUAAGUGUCUUCCAAUUUUAAUUUUGAAUACCGGAAUUAAGUCAAAUUUGGAAUAAUCUUGAAAAUUUGGAAUUACUAUUUAAAUGUUGAACAUACUGUAUUUUGAGGCAAUAAAUAUAUGCAUUGAAUCACAAAAUGUCAGCGCUGCCACCGUAUAUUACUGUGGUAUAUGUAGUUAUAAAUGUGAUGUAAUAUAAAAGACUUCAGCAUCCAAAAUGCUACUGUGAAUUAGAUCUUAGGAAUUGUUAAUUUAUUUAGUGCGGAAUGCAAACAUUUGUAAAUAAUAUGGAAAUAAAUUAUUUAUGUGAUAAA